CAACAAAAUUGGGAUUCCAUAGAUUUUGAAGAAGCCCUAAUUAAAAAGACUCGGCUAACGCAAGAAAUAAACAGCGGGUGUCACUUAGCUGCUGUGUUCAGUUACAAAUAAAAAGCUAGGGUUUCUCUUCAAUUCCUCAAAUCUCUUCAGGUUUUUUUGUACACAAUGUCUCGUGUGUAUGUCGGUAACUUGGAUCCCCGAGUCACUGAGCGUGAUCUUGAAGAUGAAUUCCGCAGAUUUGGUGUCAUUAGAAGUGUAUGGGUUGCACGAAGGCCGCCGGGCUAUGCAUUUGUUGACUUUGAUGAUAAAAGGGAUGCAGAAGAUGCUAUUCAUGAAUUAGAUAGCAAGAAUGGCUGGAGAGUUGAGCUCUCUCACAAUUCUAGAGGUGGUGGGGGGCGUGGCGGAGACCGUGGCGGCGGUGGUGGUCGUGGUCGCUCUGGUGGUUCUGAUUUGAAGUGCUAUGAGUGUGGGGAACCUGGACAUUUUGCCCGUGAAUGCCGUUCACGUGGUAGUUCUGGAAGGCGACGUAGUCGCAGCCCUAGAUACCGCCGAAGUCCUAGUUAUGGUCGAAGGAGCUACAGUCCUCGUGGUCGAUCCCCCAAGCGUCGCAGUGUUUCACCUCGUGGCCGUAGCCGCAGCAGGUCACCAGCACCAGCAUACCGUGGUCGUGAAGAGGUUCCAUAUGCCAAUGGAAAUGGUGUAAGGGAUCGACACCGUAGCAGAAGCUAGGAAUUGCAGCGCUCAUUUGAUUGGCUUUCUUGGAUGAUACUAAGAUUAAGUGUGUUUAUUAUGUCUGGCCUUCAGUACGACUGUUUUAAGUGGGCAACGCCCUCAGCCUCAUGAACUUGGAUAAGUUUCUUAUACUUAUUACUACUGUGUUGGCUAUUUUUCUAUAAUGCAUGCAGGAUAGUUUAGGACUUCUCCUGGAAAAAGUUUAUGUAGGUAUUUUUUUAAUCACUUUAUUCAGACAUAUAGUCCCUAAGAAUGGUGCUAAAAGUUUAUGCUUUCUUUUGUGUUGAGGUGUCUUCUGGGUCUGCUUCGUUGGUUUUGUGCUUCGACACUUGAGGUUUCAUUAUUGGCUGCUCUGCGUUGGGAUCUUCAAUUUUGAAUGCCCAAUUGGGGUCCCAGCUAACUACAUAUCUGCUUCUGUUUGAUUGAACUCUCCGGCUGUGAUACACCUCACUCUAGUUUAUUUAAUUUAAAGGAUUAAGAGCUGCUUCAAACGCUUCUGGCAGGUACUUAUAUCUGUUCUGCAGAAGUUGUGGGUAUGUGAUUUUUAAACCAUAAGGGAUCUACAAAAAAUAAAACGGUAAAAAGUGUUAUAUAUUAUAAAAAAUAAUAUAAUUUUUUAAAAUUUUAUUGUUUUUCCACUUAUAAACACUUUUGUCAUCUUUUGGGUUUUGUGGGUUAUUGUUAUGCUGGUCUAGUGUACUUCAAACUAGUGAAUAUUGGAGGUGCUGCACUGUAUACAAGUCUUUAGCUGCAGACUUUGCUUCAUUGGCUUUUAAACUUUGGCAAGCCGACAGCGAUUUGCCCUCUGGUAACUUGGCUUUCUGGAUAUAGCUUUGGUUUUGUUUGAUGAUUUGGCUAGUGGAUUCGACCAUCAGAAUUGUGCUGCCAUUUUCUUUUUAAGAUUGUUUUUUCUCAUACACUGGUCUACCAAAGAAGAUUUUGUCAUACCUUUAGUUACGCUUCGCUCCACAAUGCAUCUGCAAGCAUAUGCAUCUUCGGAUGGGAAUGAGCUUCUGUGUCAUUAGUAAACAACUCAUCGAGUCUGGUAUCAUUUAAGUUCUGUAUGUGCCAAUUUGAAUAUAUACUGUUGGAUAGUACAUCGUAUAAAUGUCGAAUUGGAGCAAAUAUAUGUGAGUGUUUUAAUUA
Mercurialis annua (annual mercury) is the source of this 1878-nucleotide messenger RNA. RefSeq names its product serine/arginine-rich splicing factor RSZ22. The transcript has 6 exons. The record is from RefSeq and is a predicted model, not a curated record. Gene Ontology annotation, biological process: mRNA splicing, via spliceosome. The coding region runs from base 166 to 729 and encodes 187 amino acids. Gene Ontology annotation, molecular function: zinc ion binding; RNA binding. Gene Ontology annotation, cellular component: nuclear speck. Lineage: Eukaryota; Viridiplantae; Streptophyta; Magnoliopsida; Malpighiales; Euphorbiaceae.